Molecule: messenger RNA, 1630 nt
Organism: Oryza sativa Japonica Group (Japanese rice)
Lineage: Eukaryota; Viridiplantae; Streptophyta; Magnoliopsida; Poales; Poaceae
Product: serine/threonine-protein phosphatase PP1
Cellular component (GO): cytoplasm; nucleus
Molecular function (GO): protein serine/threonine phosphatase activity
Source: RefSeq, a predicted model, not a curated record
UACAAGUCUUUGGGGAAUUGGCACAGGCAGGAGAGAGAAAGAGAGAGAGACCCAUACCAAUGCCAAGAACAAGAAAUCAGAGAGCCCAAGCAAAAAAUCCAAUCCGAAUCCCCUCCAAAAACCCACCAAACAAUCUCCUCCAUCUCCAAGAACAAGAACAAGAGAGCAUCCUAGAACAUUAGGGGAUAAAGGAGGAGGAGAAGAAGACCAAGAAAAGUUUCGAGAGGAGAGGGAGGAGAGUUCAAGAACUUGGAGAGAAGGGGAUGGAUCCGGUGUUGCUGGACGACAUCAUCCGGAGGCUUAUCGAGGUGAAGAAUCUGAAGCCGGGGAAGAACGCGCAGCUUUCGGAGUCGGAGAUUAAGCAGCUCUGCGCAACCUCCAAGGAGAUCUUCCUGAAUCAGCCCAACCUGCUCGAGCUCGAGGCCCCCAUCAAAAUCUGCGGUGAUGUUCAUGGACAGUAUUCUGAUCUCCUGAGGCUGUUUGAUUAUGGUGGGUAUCCACCUCAGUCCAACUAUCUCUUCUUGGGCGAUUAUGUGGACCGGGGAAAGCAAAGCCUUGAGACGAUAUGCCUUCUUUUGGCUUAUAAGAUCAAGUACCCUGAAAACUUCUUCCUACUCAGAGGCAACCAUGAAUGUGCAUCGGUCAACCGCAUCUAUGGAUUUUAUGACGAGUGCAAGCGCAGAUUCAGUGUAAAACUCUGGAAGACUUUUACUGACUGUUUUAACUGCUUACCAGUGGCAGCAUUGAUAGAUGAAAAGAUUCUUUGUAUGCACGGAGGUCUUUCUCCAGAGUUGAAUAAGCUGGAUCAAAUACUCAACCUCAACCGCCCCACGGAUGUGCCUGAUACUGGGUUACUUUGUGAUCUCCUUUGGUCCGAUCCAUCCAAUGACGCACAAGGGUGGGCUAUGAAUGAUCGAGGUGUCUCAUAUACAUUCGGGCCAGACAAAGUGUCUGAAUUUCUUGAGAAGCAUGAUUUAGACCUCAUCUGUCGAGCCCAUCAGGUUGUCGAAGAUGGGUACGAGUUCUUUGCUAACCGCCAACUUGUAACAAUAUUCUCGGCCCCUAAUUACUGUGGAGAAUUUGAUAAUGCUGGUGCCAUGAUGAGUGUAGAUGAUACACUGAUGUGCUCUUUUCAAAUACUAAAACCAGCGAGGAAAAUGUUGGGUGGUUCCACGAAUUCCAAAUCCGGCUUCAAGUCACUGAGAGGGUGGUGACGAUGAGCAAAGCUGUGAUCUGAUCUGCUGGCGCAUGUCUUCUACAGCGGCUGCGACUAACCGGCAUUUUCGCCUACAGCUCGGGUCCAUAAACAGCGAAGCAGAUAGAAAUGUGUACAACUUUCCAGCCGAUGGAACUGUACAUCAUCGUUCAUGUUGGAUUAACACUUGUUGUAAUGUAUUAUUGGUUUUACCAUGCGGAUCUCUUAUCAUAUGAGAGGAUGUGAAUGAAAACUGUUCUCCCGUCCUCCCCCCUAAAUUCAGAAAAGUUCAGACAGAAGGACUCCAAUAAAAAUAGCUAGAAUCGAAUGCUUUUGAACCAAAUUUCCAUCCAGUGAGCACCAGUGCUAACAUAGUUAUAUCCCAAGAGGUAGUCCCAUUGAACCUGCUAUUACUGAAUUUUUCUGCCCUUUUUA